AUGUUUGUCGUAUUAACAUUUGUUUUUCUAUGUCUACUCAUAUUAUAUGUAAAACAUAAAUAUUUUACUUCUCGUCGUUCAAUUCCAAGCUUACCAACACAUUUUUUAUUUGGAAAUUUACUUCAAUCCGGGCUAUUACGUGGAGCUUCUUUUCCAGAAGUUUAUACAUUGUUCAAAAAUAAACUUGGUGAUAUAUAUGAAAUUAAAGUUGGAUUUUUACAUGGAAUAAUCGUCAAUGAUAUCGAUGAUGUGGAACAUAUUUUUACUCAUCGACAUAUUUAUGAUCAAAGUGAUUGGCUAGUGGACAUCUUAGCUGUUUUUGCACCAGAUAGUCUCAUUACUUCGAAAGGUGCUAAAUUCAAGCGGCAUGCUUCAAUCACAAUGCCCUUAUUUCGUCAUGGAAAAAUUCUUUCAAAUUUCGAUUUGAUUAUUAAUUGUACGGAUGACCUUUUGAAUAAUUGGUAUUCAAGUUCUUCAGACCAUAUUCAUCGUGAUAUUUUACGACAAUGUCAAAAUCUUCUACUAGAAAUUUUUGGAUUCAUUGGUUUUGACUAUGAUUUCGAUACACUUCGUGGAACAAACAAUAAUGAACUUACACAAGCAUUAAGAAGCUAUGUCGGUGCGCUGGAAUUAGGAUUCUAUUUACCAAAUUUUUUCUUUAGUGCCUAUUUGAAAUUAAAUCCGAAAUGUCGACGAGCACGAACAACAAUCAAACGAUAUUUAUAUCGAAUGAUGGAACAAGAAUUAACUGAAACUUCAGAAUCGAGAGCUCAACGAAAGAAAACAUCAUUAAUUGCUUCAUUAGUUGCUUCAUUACAAACAGAUGAACAAGCAGAAGAAAGAAAAAGUGAAGACAAGCGAAAAGGUCUAAUACAACGUGAAAUAUUAGGAGAAAUGCUUAUGUUUCUUAUCGCUGGUUUUGAAACAACAUCCACUGCCUUGGCAUGGGCGAUUCAUCUUCUUAGUAAACAUCCGGAAGUACAACAGAAGAUUAAGGCAGAACUGAUAAAUGAAAAAGUUGAUCAUGAUUUGAUAUUAGAUCGUCUUGAUUCACUUGUCUAUUUGGAUUGUGUUAUCAAAGAAAUCUUACGUUUCUGUCCACCUGUCGCUUCAGCAGCUCGAACAUUAACUAUGGAUGAUCGUUUACCAAAGAGUGGUAUUCAAUUGUACAAAGGUGAUCACAUAAUUAUUCCGACAUGCAUCCUUUCAAGAGAUCCACGACAUUGGUCGAUCGAUCCAGAACUAUUCUAUCCAGAAAGAUUUCUAGGUGCAGACAAGAAUCAUAAUCCUUAUGCUUUUCUUUCAUUUGGUAGUGGUCACCGUCAAUGUAUUGGACAAGAUUUGGCACGAUUCGAACUUAAAGUUAUUGUAGCUAGACUAAUGCAACGUGUUACAUUUAGCGAUGGUGGUCCUGAAGUGAAUGCUGGCGGACAUUUACAAGGAUUGACUGUUAUGCCGAAAUAUAUUGGCGCUAAAAUUAAGUUUUCUUCAAAAAUUUAA
This is a messenger RNA of Rotaria sp. Silwood1, 1500 nucleotides long. The record is from the annotation of a GenBank genome assembly. NCBI's taxonomy places the organism in Eukaryota, Metazoa, Rotifera, Eurotatoria, Philodinida, Philodinidae.